This is a messenger RNA of Prorocentrum cordatum, 1719 nucleotides long. The record is from the annotation of a GenBank genome assembly. NCBI's taxonomy places the organism in Eukaryota, Dinophyceae, Prorocentrales, Prorocentraceae.
AGACGAGCAGCGCCCCCCUGGCAGCAUGCGGCCGCGCCGGCAGCGGCCAUGAGCGGCGGAGGGGAGGUGCGGCGGGACGGCUGCGACGGGAGCAGCCCGCCGCCCUGCGAUGUCCUCGACGCCAGGGGCUUCUCGGAGCGGCGCGUGCAGGAGGCGCUAGGGCUCGCCGAUGGCGACACGGCCGUGGCCGACGCGCUGCUUGCCCAGUGGCAGCGGGUGCCCCCCCCCUCGGCGUCGCCGCAGAAGCAGCAGCAGGGCGAACGGUCCCCGGCCGCCAUGUCGGCCUCGAAGCGGGCCACGGAGCCGGCGGUGCCCAGCUGGAUGGACCUCGUGAAGGGCCUCGAGCUCCCGGUGAUAGACCCGUGGAAGGCGCCGCCCAAGUGCGAGAGCGACGAGCAGAGCGCGUCCCUCGGCAGCGUGGUGCAGAAGCUCGCCUCGGUGCCCACCCUGUGGCCAGACUUGAAGACGCUGUCGCAGAGGUUCGAGGACCUGGUCGGCUUCGAGGGCGAGCCGGGGAGUGCCAAGGACGGAUACGCCGAGUUCUUCGGCUACGACGAGGGGUCGCCCGGCUGUCCGCCGUCGGCCGCGGCGUCGGACAAGAGGCUCUUCACUGGCCUCGGCCCGGAGGCUGACUCGAUGCGGUUCCACCUCCCUGACAUCGACACCGAGGACGAGGACGACGACUCGCAGUUCUACGACUGCGACGGCGACGGCGAGGACGAGGAGAAGAGUAAUGCUUCGACCUCGAGGGCGAGCCGAGGCUCCACGCAGGGCCUGUACACGGCGGCCGCCCAGGGCACGAGGGCCGUGUGGCAGAUGCUGCAGCAGUUCUCUGCCCCAGCGGGCGAGGCCAUAGCAGGGCCGCUCGCGGCACACGGCGACCACGCGCCCGGCAGCCACACGAGGAGCUCCAGCGUGCCCACCUGCAGCAGGGCACCGGAGCCGCAGCGCCGCAUGGGGGACAUCAACGGCUUGCUGCAGCGGGGAUGGGAGCGGCCGGAGGAGGUGCGGCGCAUGCGCCAGGAGCUGAAGAGGCUGCAGCAGCAGGUGGACGCCGCCAUGGACCGCAGGAGGGGCAUCACCCCGGGCAGCUGCACGGGCGCCGCAGGCGCGCCGCGGGACGCCACGCCGCCGGCGGCCCUGCGCACCCCGCGAGCGGCGAGGUCGAGGUCUCCAGCCGCGCCCGCGUCCGCUAGGGGGUCCGUGCCAGGCCCGUGGGCGAAGGCGGCCUCGCCGGCAGCGCCGCCGCGGCCCGAGGCGCAGCCUCCGAGGGCCGCCAGCGCCAGCCCGUCCUCCUCGUCUUCGUCGUCCGACGCCAGCGACGGCCCGCCCGCUGACGUCACGGCGCCCGCCGUGGCGGUCAAGGCCACCGCCCCGGUGGUGCCAAAGCUGAACUUGGGCGGCGGGCUGGAUGGCGGCGGCGAGGGGGUCAGCCGCGCCAAAGGCAAGGGCCCCCCGGCGAAGGGCAAGGGCAAGGGCCCUCCGCCGCCCAAGGCGGGCCCUAAGGCGGCCGGCGAGGAGCAGCACGGCGAGGAGGAGGCGGAGGAGGAGAAGGCAAAGGAGCCAGGCGGCGAGGGGGUCAGCGGCGCCAAGGGCAAGGGCCCCCCGGCAAAGGGCAAGGGCAAGGGCCCUCCGCCGCCCAAGGGGCCGCCGGCCAAGGCGGGCCCUGGGGCGGCCGGCGAGGAGGAGCACGGCGAGGAGGAGGCGGAGGAGGAGGAG